Molecule: messenger RNA, 573 nt
Organism: Diaporthe citri
Lineage: Eukaryota; Fungi; Ascomycota; Sordariomycetes; Diaporthales; Diaporthaceae
Exons: 2
Coding region: 1-573 (190 amino acids)
Source: RefSeq, a predicted model, not a curated record
AUGGCUGCUCCGGAAGAUACCAACAUCCUGAACAUGACGGGUAUAUGGUCACUGAACAGUGCGGAAUCGGAUGAUUUGGACGCUACCUUCGCCGUGCAAGGCAUCCCCUGGAUCAUCAGAAAGGUCAUCGCGUACGCCAGACUCGAGAUCGAAAUGAAGCAGCAGGUCUCGGAUGAGCCCGACACGAAGUCUGCCACCAUCAUCAACGUCAAGCAGACAGUCAGGCCCGGGGGCUUCGACACGGCGAAUCGCUACAUCCUCGAUGGACAGACGCGCCACGACACCGUUCCCAUCUUUGGCGCCAUGUCGAUGAAGGCGAGUUAUGUCUCCAGGGCGGAGGUGAGCGAGGAAGCGACGCUGGGUCGGGAGAUAGAAGAUCCUGUCGGAGGUGACGGACGUGUUGCCAUCGAAGAGAGGUCGGGUGGGGUGAACACUGGAUGGCAAACCGUGGCGACGUGGGGGUUUGAGGAGGUGAAUGGAGAACGACGAUUCUGCAAGUAUUGUAUCACGACUAAGGGAGACCAAAAGGCUGAGGCACGGUUGGUUUACGACUACAGAGCUCUGUCUGCCUGA